AUGGCGGCUCUGGUAGAAGGCCAGAAUUAUGGGCUCUCUUCACGAAACGCCGCUUCUGGCUCGAAAAGUGUCAUCCAGUUAAAGCUAACAGAUUCUUCGUUAAAAGCUUUUGAAGAAUUUGGUAAAAUUAAGGAUGGAACCAGUCGAAGACCAACCAUACAGUUCCAGGGAAGUCAAGGGCAUAUCAAAAUUCCGGCCAAGAAGUCCUCUGAUGAUCCUGAAGGGAUGCGAUCAUUCCACUUCACACUCUCAGCUUUCCAGGGGGAUCUCAAUGGCAGCCUGGAAUGUGUGCAACAGAACAAUUCCAGGUUUGGCCGAGCCACCAUGGAUCUGCUUGGCAGCAUGUCUCACAAGGUUGUGGUACAUGCCACAGACGAUGUCUACAAAACCACUCGCCAGCGCAUGACCCAAGCUGAAGAGGAGAGUAAGAAAGUCUGUACCAAGGUGAUCAAAAUUAGUGGGCAAAAAAUCAGUCACAGAAGCAAAAAGGUGAUACGGGAUGGCUCUUUACACGUGCCUACUCAUGGCUCAAAGUCUGCGAGCAGUGGACAGCAUAGCAGUGUUGGCCAUAAAUACAGCCACAGCAGUGGAAGCCAUUUUAGUGCAAUAAACAGGAGUGUGAAACCCCUCUCGUCCAAUCAGAACAUCAGCAACAGUACGUCAAACCAUGCCAGCCGCCCACUGGUCAACUCUCAUUCUUCCAACCAAGGCCUGCCCUCUUCCAUGUCAUCAUCGUCAAACUCGCAUUCCAGUGUGCCACCCUCAUCGGGAAAUGCCGGCACACUCAUGGGGUCUUCAAUGCCAAGGUCACACAACCAUUCCUCCAGUCCUCUGGGGCAACGCCCUGCCCAAUCGCCCUCACCUGUGAUGAACUACCCAUAUAGAGAUAGAAUUAUUCAUUUAUUAGCUGUUCGCCCUUACAAGAAGCCAGAGUUAUUACUUAGGUUAAGCAAAGAUGGUGUUAAGGAGAAAGACAAGAAGUCCCUGAGUACAAUAUUACAACAAGUAGCCACGUUUAGUGCCAAGGACAACAGGUUUACCCUCUCCAGACAUGCUUUUUCAGAAGUCAAGGUCGACUGGCCUUUUUAUUCCGAAGCUGAUCGGAUGCUAGUCAAAAGAAAAGUGGCCGACGUGCGGAAUGCGUCCGUAUCACCGGCCUCCUCGCCUGCCAACAGCAACCCUGAGAGUCCCUCCAAUUCUCAGAAACGGCCAAGUGAGAAUUACUCCAAUCCUCAGCCCUCCAAGAAACAGAGGAUCUCACAUUAUGUGAGGAAGGAGAAUAAAGAUAUCUACAGGAGCCAUCAGCCAGAAAAACAGUCCCCAACAUCCACCACUUCGCCUGAAUCUAGUCUCUCUAUCAAAUCCAGGGCUGAAGAGUGCAAUGUUGUGGCCCAUUCUACGUCAGAAACUCCAGAGUAUCAAAUCAAGUACAAGAGAAUAUCUGACAAAGACCAACGGCAGAAAUACAAGCAAGAUUUUAACAGGGAGUACGAGGAGUAUAUGGUGUUACACAGCAAUAUUGACAAGGUGACGAAGACCUUUGCAUCUUUGGAAGAGAAGAUGAAAAGGACUGAGCAGGGCACAGAUGAGCAUGAGAAUCUUAAGAACAUGAUAUUAAAAGAGUACAGGAGUCGUAAGAGUGAUCAGAAGUAUGUGGAACAGAAGAAGAGAUUUGACUACCUGCACAAGAAACUGGGCCAUAUAAAACAGCUUAUUGUAGAAUAUGAUCAGGCACAGCUGGCUGCAUAACAGCCGUAAAUCACCCUGCCUCUUACUCUCUUUUCCAGAAGUAUUUACGAUGGUGUCAUCAAGUUGAAAUCAUGUGCUUUUUAUGUGGUCAUGUUGCAUGCGCCAUGCUGGUUCUGCUCGCCGUUGUGAGAGAUCCAAUUUCCAGCUGCUGAUAUUGUAAACUGUGUGAGGAGUGUGAUAAAAUUGAAUCCAUUUUUCUCUGGAAAAACUCCAAGGACCAAAUUCACUAGCUGGUUUAUGGUAAUGUACAAAAUAGAUUCUGUAUUACGCCCUGUAAGACUACAUGAACAUUUACGUAUUUCAUAAUGGAAGUCCAGACUUAUGUGAUAGGAUUAUUUAUUAUAAGUCAUAUAGGUUACAAAACAAGUCUGAAUUUACAUGAUGGCUAGGAUUGGUUUGUGAACAUCCUCUCCCCUCCACAUAUGAUCUGUAGUCACAUGUCAUUCCAUGCCUUACAUCAGUG
Liolophura sinensis is the source of this 2212-nucleotide messenger RNA. Its product is annotated as RNA polymerase II elongation factor ELL-like. NCBI's taxonomy places the organism in Eukaryota, Metazoa, Mollusca, Polyplacophora, Chitonida, Chitonidae. Gene Ontology annotation, biological process: positive regulation of transcription elongation by RNA polymerase II; transcription elongation by RNA polymerase II; snRNA transcription by RNA polymerase II. The record is from RefSeq and is a predicted model, not a curated record. Gene Ontology annotation, molecular function: cis-regulatory region sequence-specific DNA binding. The transcript has 12 exons. The coding region runs from base 1 to 1749 and encodes 582 amino acids. Gene Ontology annotation, cellular component: transcription elongation factor complex.